Molecule: messenger RNA, 4285 nt
Organism: Drosophila suzukii
Lineage: Eukaryota; Metazoa; Arthropoda; Insecta; Diptera; Drosophilidae
Gene: Cul3
Product: cullin 3
Biological process (GO): protein ubiquitination; ubiquitin-dependent protein catabolic process
Cellular component (GO): Cul3-RING ubiquitin ligase complex
Molecular function (GO): ubiquitin protein ligase binding
Source: RefSeq, a predicted model, not a curated record
AACGUACUUUUCGAGAAAUUAUAGUUCCCCAACAGCACACACGAAAAGUCUGUGAACACCUGUAUGUGGAGAGCAGGGUGAAGGGCGAGACCCGAAACGCGAGUAGAACUCUGGCCGGAGUAAGGAGCACAGAGGAGGAGGAGGAGCAGCGGACGAGGAGCACCGCGCGGCGGAUGUGGCAAAGAAGCCGUCACCAUUAAGUCGUCAAAUCAAAGUCGGUCCCGCAAGGCACCGGCCUCAGCAGCGGGCCAUCGUACAGCCCGUCGCUCUCUGGGUGCCAGCGAGGAUCAGAGGAGCCACCACCGGGACAGGACGGGUGAGCUGGACCAGCGUAGCCAUCUCAUGCACGGCCGCGAUCCCCGCCAGCAGCAGCCGGAGCCACUGAACAACCUCAACGCCAAUGGCCGCUACCACAACCGCAUGGUGGCCGGCUCCAACAACUUCAAUGGCGCAAACGUGGGCAAUUCGGACGCUGGUGUGGCCAUCCGGGUGGCCAGGCAAACGGUUCUUGGGCAGCAACAGGCGCGCAACUUGAACAUCAAUGUGCCCACCGUCUCCUCGGCGCAGCAGCAGCAGUCCCAGCAUCGUUUGUCCUCGCAGGGAUUGAAUGCUGCCCAACGGCGUGCGUUCUUCCUUGCCAGUGGAUCUGGACGAGUGCGGACGGAUAACAGAACUACCACUACUGCGUCUACUGCUCACCCGUCCACGUCCACGCACAUGGCCAUGCCAACCCCAACGGCCAUUCCCACGCCAGCUCCAGUUCCUGCCGCUCCCGCUGCCGUUAAGACUACACCUAAUGCUACCCCCACCGCUCCACAAACCGCCGCUCCACAAACCGCCGCUCCAGUGAUCGCCGAAAGUUCGGGAGCGCGGAUCAAAGAAAUCGGACGGAAGUAUCCGCUUUGGCUGCCCGAGUACAAGCGGAGGGCCUUUAAUGCCUCCAUGGACGAGAAGUACGUGGAGACCAUUUGGGCCAGUUUGAAGAAUGCUAUCCAGGAGAUACAGAAGAAGAACAACUCUGGGCUGUCGUUUGAGCAGCUCUACCGGAACGCAUACAAUAUGGUGCUGCACAAGCACGGCAACAGGCUGUACUACGGCCUGCGUGAGGUCGUCUCUGAGCACCUGGAGCACAAGGUGCGGGCGGACGUGUUGGAGGCGCUGCACAGCAACUUUCUGCCCAAACUAAACCAGGCCUGGACGGACCACCAGACUUCCAUGGUGAUGAUACGCGACAUACUCAUGUACAUGGACAGGGUCUAUGUGCAGCAGCGUGAGGUGGACAACGUAUACAAUCUGGGAUUGAUUUUGUUCAGGGAUCAGGUGGUCCGCUACUCGGAAAUCCAAAAGGCACUGCGGGAAAAGUUGCUGGGCAUGGUGAUGGAAGAGCGACACGGCGAGGCCAUAAACCAUUUGGCCAUAAAGAAUGCGUGCAGCAUGCUGAUCACACUGGGUAUCAACUCGCGCACUGUCUACGAGGAGGACUUCGAGAAGCCAUUCCUUGCCCAAUCUGCGGCGUUUUAUAAAUUCGAGUCGCAGAACUUUCUUGCCGAGAACAACGCUGGCGUUUACAUCAAGAAAGUGGAGGCGCGCAUCACGGAGGAAUCCUCCCGGGCAGCGCUCUAUCUGGACAAGGACACGGAGCCGCGCAUUGUGCGCGUGGUCGAGGAGGAGCUGAUCAAGAAGCACAUGCGCCCCAUUGUCGAAAUGGAAAACUCGGGCGUGGUAUACAUGAUCAAGAACUCAAAGACCGAGGACCUGGCCUGCACAUACAAGCUCUUCUCGCGCCUGAAGGAGGAGGGCCUCAAGGUGAUAGCGGACACCAUGUCGGCAUAUCUGCGCGAGCAGGGACGCAUGUUGGUCAAGGAGGAGGAAAACGGCAACACGAAUCCCAUCACAUUCGUUCAGAACUUGCUGGAUCUCAAGGAUCGCUUCGACCAGUUUCUGGUGCACUCGUUCGCGAACGAUCGCAUCUUCAAGAACGUCAUCUCGUCCGAUUUUGAGCACUUCUUGAAUCUAAACAACAAAUCGCCGGAGUAUCUUUCGCUAUUCAUCGAUGACAAGCUCAAGAAGGGCGGCAAGGGAAUGAGCGAGCAGGAAAUCGAGUCCAUCUUGGAUAAGACAAUGGUGCUCUUCCGUUUUCUAUUGGAGAAAGAUGUCUUUGAGCGCUAUUACAAGACGCAUUUAGCCAAGAGAUUGCUGCUAAACAAAUCAGUCUCUGAUGAUUUCGAGAAGAACAUGAUAUCCAAACUAAAGACUGAAUGCGGCUGUCAAUUCACCUCGAAGCUCGAGGGCAUGUUUAAAGACAUGUCAGUCUCCAAUACGAUCAUGGAUGAGUUUAAGAACUAUGUAAAUAAUAACAAUUUAUCCCUGGGCGGUGUGGAAUUAACGGUACGCAUACUAACCACUGGCUUCUGGCCCACACAGACAGCAACUCCCAACUGCAAUAUACCCGCCGCACCUCGCGAAGCCUUCGACAUUUUCAAGAACUUCUAUCUAAACAAGCACUCAGGACGUCAGCUGACGUUACAGCCACAAAUGGGAACCGCCUAUAUCAAUGCUGUGUUUUAUGGCCGCAAAGCAGCCGAAAGUGAAAAGGACAAGGAUGCACCCAGCUCCAGUUCAAACGGAUGCGCAGUGCCCACCACCACGCGCAAGCACAUUCUGCAAGUGUCCACUUACCAGAUGUGCGUGCUGCUUCUAUUCAACAACCGCGACGUGCUCACCUAUGAUGACAUUCACCAGGAGACGGACAUACCGGAACGGGAGCUUGUCCGAGCUCUGCAAUCGCUGUCCAUGGGCAAACCCGCUCAGCGCUUGCUGGUGCGGAAUUCCAAGACGAAAACCAAGGAAAUUGAGCCCUCGGAUGAGUUUUAUGUGAACGACGCCUUUGUCUCCAAGUUCCACAGGGUGAAGAUCCAGACGGUGGCCGCCAAGGGCGAAUCGGAGCCGGAGCGCAAGGAGACGCGCGGCAAGGUCGACGAAGAUCGCAAGCACGAGAUCGAGGCGGCCAUUGUGCGCAUCAUGAAGGCGCGCAAGCGCAUGGCUCACAACUUGCUAGUGUCGGACGUGACGUCGCAGCUGAAGUCGCGCUUCUUGCCCUCGCCCGUGUUUAUCAAGAAGCGCAUUGAGGGCCUCAUCGAGCGCGAGUAUCUGCAACGAUCGCCCGAGGAUCGCAAGGUCUAUAACUACUUGGCCUAAGCGACCCAGGCGGAGCAGCAAGAGCAACAAGCAACUUGUGCAGGAUCCGGAUCACACUCAUCUUCAAAUCGCCAGGGCUAGUACACUGAAAAAGAAAUCCGCAGCUCCGACGGCAGGCGCGCUGAGCUAAGCACACGAGGAGCAUUCAUAUUUUUGACCACGAUUAUAGAUGACCGCCAGCCAAUAGCCCGAAAGCAUAAAUAUAUCAAUUAGUGCGCCCCGAAUUGUGAAAUUUCGUUUCGCAACCCCUUUUGUAAGCCUGACAUUCAAAAUUGAUCAGUUAAAAAUGCUAUUGCAUAAGGCACACACCACCACCAUACUUAUUAUCCCUCUAAUAUAUUACUUGAUAUUCUCUAACUACUGUUUACGGUCAUUUCUUUGCGCAUAACAAGUGUAUAGCAGUAAGCCCAAACCCAAGCCACACACACCCGCACCUCCCAUUCAGAGCCACACCCACACCACAUCCACCCACAAGAUUCGUACGUAAAGCCAGAUAAGAGAAAUAAUGCAUAAUGCAAGCCCUAAUUGUAAGCAGCUGAGUAAAGGUAAAGAGAAGCAACAACAGAAAUCUAAGCAAAAGGAAUAUUAAUAACUAUAAAUAUAGCUAAAGUAAUAAAUUUAUAAAUGAAUUAUUAAUUUUAGUGAGCGUUUGAUGUACAUUUAUACGUCUGACCCGAAUCCAGAUCCUAAUCCCUCUGCUAAAAACAUUCAAGCCACGUUUUGAGAUUCAUGUGAACAGAACUUAAAGAUCGCAAUGAUUAUUCCUAUCUUUACUUUUGUGUGCGCCCAAAGCAAGUGUUUAACGUGAAGUGAUUAUGAUUACGAUAAUCUGUAUGAAAGUUGUUUUAUCUAUUAGUUGAUAUGUGGAAUCGAUUCCAAGUAUAUAGGCAACAGUUCUGUAAUGGAUUUGAGUUAAGUAGGACACAAAGAAUUCAUUUUGAAUAACACACGAAAAACAAUUUAACGCCGAACAAACAAAACGCAUGAAAAUCGGAAGCAAACGCGAUCUGAAAAUUGUAAAUACAUUUUUGUUCUUACGUAUGAAAAAUCGAUAUAAAUAAAACGUAUAAUGAGCGUUAACAUUUAA